Messenger RNA from Porites evermanni, 618 nucleotides. NCBI's taxonomy places the organism in Eukaryota, Metazoa, Cnidaria, Anthozoa, Scleractinia, Poritidae. The record is from the annotation of a GenBank genome assembly.
AUGGCUGACGAAAUUGAUUCUAAAAUUAAAGUUAAAUGGUACAGCACCAUUUUUCUUCUCAUGGGAACUAUUUUAGCUGUUGCUGAUCCAAUCACGGACAUACUUACUCUGAGAGAAUUUUACCUCAGCGAUCACAAGACAUGGUUUGGCGUGGGCCUCGUGUUCGUUAUUUUGCCGAGUCUGGUCAUAUCAUGUCUUUACUAUCGGUGGCACUACUUCCAAGUAUUGUUUCUAUGUUGGUGCAGGGGUAUAUUUAAAACGGAUCAUGAAGUAAAAGACGCGAUAAAAGAGGUCUUCUCAACUCCAGAUUUACUUUUUGGGUGGAAUCUGUUGGCCCUUCCUUAUAAGCGAUUACAAGCAUUUAUUUUAUGCUCCAGGAACUUUAAGAAAUUAUGGCAUGAAACGUUAGAAGAGGACUGUGAGAAAAAAAUCAAGAACUUAAUAUGUGACGAGACUUGGCUUGGGAUGUUUGAGGCAAUCCUGGAAUCAGCUCCUCAGUUUAUAAUCCAGCUACAAGCAACUAUUUUUCAACAGGAACAAGUUUCAACUAUCCAAAUAGUUUCCUUGUCUGUUUCUUCCUUAAGUUUGGCUUGGACCGUGACCAACGCCGAUGUAUAA